CACCGACCGCCUGAACUCGGGCCCCUCCUUCUCCGACUUCGUCUCCGGCGACGCCGCCGCCGACGACACCAUCGCCGACCCGAAUGAAGCGUACGCGCUGAAGACGGCGCUGGUCGGCCCCGCGGGCCGCAAGAAGGAGAUGACGCGGCUGCCGUCGUGGCUGAAGACGCCGAUCCCGGACUCGAAGAACUACCAGCGGCUGAAGAAGGAUCUGCGGGGGUUGAACCUGCACACGGUGUGCGAGGAGGCGCGGUGCCCGAACAUCUCGGACUGCUGGGGGGGCGGCGACAAGGCGGCGGCGACGGCGACGAUCAUGCUGAUGGGCGACACGUGCACGCGGGGGUGCCGGUUCUGCAGCGUGAAGACGCAGCGGCGGCCGCCGCCGCUGGACCCGCACGAGCCCGAGAACACGGCCGAGGCGAUCAGCCGCUGGGGGCUAGGGUACGUGGUGCUCACGAGCGUCGACCGCGACGACCUGGCCGACGGCGGCGCCCGCCACUUCGCCGAGACCGUCCUCAAGAUCAAGACCAAGGCCCCCAGUAUUUUGGUGGAAUGUCUGACCGGCGACUACAUGGGCGAUCUGGAGAUGGUCAAGCUGGUCGCCCGCUCCGGGCUGGACGUCUACGCCCACAACGUCGAGACCGUCGAGGCCCUCACCCCCUUCGUCCGCGACCGCCGCGCCACCUUCCAGCAGAGUCUGCGCGUCCUGGACGCCGCCAAGCAGGCCCGCCCCGACCUCAUCACCAAGACCUCCUUGAUGCUCGGCUUCGGCGAGACCGAUGACCAGAUCGCCGAUGCCCUGCGCCAGCUGCGCGCCGUGAAUGUGGAUGUCGUCACGUUCGGCCAGUACAUGCGCCCCACCAAGAGACAUAUGGCCGUCCACGAGUAUGUCACGCCCGAUCGCUUCGAGAUGUGGCGCCAGAAGGCCCUGGAGAUGGGCUUCUUGUACUGUGCGUCCGGCCCGUUGGUCCGCAGCAGUUAUAAGGCUGGUGAGGCGUUCAUCGAGAAUGUCCUGAAGAAGAGGCGCGCCGGGGGUACGGUGGGCGCCGAGCCCGUCGAGAAGAAGGUCCCCGUUGACGAGUUCGCUCGGUAAAUCAGCAGCGUCUCGUUUCUUUCUUGUGUGUGUGCUUUGGUAUAUCGGUUUCCUCCGGCGUAGGGUUAGCAUGAUCUGUUUUCGGUCUCGGUUUCACGUUCGACUAUUCUGGUAUCUGGUUUCCAUACGGGGUGUGAUGUGCUAUGCUACUACUACUUUCUUCAUAGACCCUAAAACUUCAAUCCCGGCUGAGCGGCUGAUGGGGUUCAAUCAAACAUAAUUUCCAAACAUGUAUGUUCAUUUCAAUGAGAUAUUGUCAACGUAUCAACAAGCUAUCAAAUCGAGCAUUAUGACUCGC
Molecule: messenger RNA, 1391 nt
Organism: Aspergillus aculeatinus CBS 121060
Lineage: Eukaryota; Fungi; Ascomycota; Eurotiomycetes; Eurotiales; Aspergillaceae
Product: lipoate synthase
Exons: 1
Coding region: 140-1093 (317 amino acids)
Biological process (GO): lipoate biosynthetic process
Cellular component (GO): mitochondrion
Molecular function (GO): lipoate synthase activity; 4 iron, 4 sulfur cluster binding
Source: RefSeq, a predicted model, not a curated record